AUGACAUUUGGCAACCUUUGGAUAACGGACCCGGAAUUUGCCAAAUGUAUUCAUCCACAGUGGCGCCGAUUCACCCCGCCAGAUCCGAUUUACAACUACCUGGUCGGUAUUUAUGUCGGCCUGAUGGGUGUGAUCGGAAUUGCCAGUUGUAUUCCGGAAGGAUUUCACACAUCUUGCACAUUCGAUUAUCUGUCUUCCGAUCUGGGGAAUCUGCUGUUCAACGCCGAAAUGUAUUUGUUUGCUUUCAUCUGCCCCGUCGCUGUGAUCAUAUUCAGUUACGCUCAGAUUAUCAAGGCCGUGCAUGACAGCGAGAACUUUAGGGAUGUGAAGUGUUCAAGACGUCAUCGAUCAAACGCGCCAUCAAGCGAUGCUACGUGCACAUGCACUCCGGAUCCACAUACAGGCACAAAAUCCGCAUACAUAUGCGCCAGUAUAAUUAUGACAAAUGUUCCGCCGGCAGUUAUGAGUGACGUCAUAUACUUCUGCGGUAAUGACUGGCUAUCCGCCACUGGUAUAGUCAUAGGGCAACUGGGUCAAGCCAUGGUGGAAAUUACCCACUUGAAUGAUGCCACUAUGCACAAACGACACGUGGACCAAAUCCACUUCAAAUCGUCCACGGACCAGGGGCAUCAAGAGGCAAGAGAGAGGGACAAUCAGAUGCGAACUCCGUCAGGGAAUCCAGCGAAGCUGCAUCAGUCAGAUGCGCAGUCACAACCAAUCGAAAUGCAAGAACAUUACUCAAGGGUGCGAUGUGAACAGGCGGAGUCAACGAUUGCAGUCCGCAAGUCUAGCCGUUAG
Molecule: messenger RNA, 798 nt
Organism: Echinostoma caproni
Lineage: Eukaryota; Metazoa; Platyhelminthes; Trematoda; Plagiorchiida; Echinostomatidae
Source: the annotation of a GenBank genome assembly